UAAACGAGGGCAUCAGUUGUAGGCAGGCCAGGAGCAUGUCAAAAGCCAACAGCUGGCGCAAGUGGACAGUGCCCCGUGGACCAAUUUGCUCAAGAAAUUAACACAAAUAUCGUGAACGUUUGUUCCUGCUUUUCUUUUCUUCCCCUCCAGUCCUUGAUUGCUCCUUGACUCCCCAAACCUUUCACAGGCCCAACAAAAAUUAAAUUUUAUACAGCCACAUACCCAAGAUAGAAACCGUGGCUUCCGUGUGAAAUCCUACUCGCACAAAAUCAGAAACAGCUCUCUCUCUCUCUCUCUCUCUCCUUUUAUAGUGAGCCCAAAUAAAGCAAGAACCCGUCAAAGGCACCAGAAAAGAUUGAGAGAAUUAGAGACCCCGGAAGAUGAGAAUCAACAACUAGCAGCAGCCGAAAAUCAAGCUCAUCUGAAAAAGAAAAAUCUGACCCUUCUUCUUGGUAGAUAUUAUUAUAUCUUUCGUUGAGCCUUUCUUGAUUUGUUUGCCGUGUUUUUCACCAGGGUCGGCCUUGCCAGCCAUCACCACAAAAAAUCCCUGGUUCUUGAGCCUCCACUUCUCUCCCUGUCUUGUAAACAAGAUCCUUGAGCAAGGAAUAGGAAACCAGACCAACCAUCACUUUCAUAUCAGUUUCUCUUCCUUGUUCAGGAUCGUUGAGAAAAAGAACCUGAUCAUCAACAAAAGGGGUAAAACCUUGGUAAAAAAACACGAAAGGAAAGGGGUUGGUUUUCCGUUUUCCAAGGUUCAGAUUGUUCUGUUCUUUCAGGCAGGAAAAACAGCAGUUAGUCAAACUUUUCCUUCCUGAUAUUCCAGCAUCAUAAGCAUUCCCAUUGUUGCCAAAAGGAAAACAAAACCGUCACCGAAACUGACCACAGCAAAAUCGAAACAGCAUCAAAACAUUUCCAGCUUUUUCUUUUAUUAAACAAUGUCUCGCCAGAUAAUCCUUAGGGCCCCAACCUCCGUCCACCGGCGGCAGCCGCUGUUGCAAAGCCGUUCCUCCUCCUCGUCCUGUUCCUCAAGCGUCGAUGAUGGCGGUAGCAGCACAAGGAGAACUUCUCAGAAAAGUGCCAAGUUCGGGGAGUUUUGUGGGGAAACAACAGCUGAGUGUGCGGCUAUUUGUUGCUGUUGCCCUUGUGGGAUAGCGAACCUUUUGGUUUUAGCAAUUUACAAGGUUCCUGCAGGGCUAUGUCGCCGUGCUCUCCGCCAGAAACGGAGGCGGAAGUUGCUGAAAAAGGGGUUGCUUCAGCCGAGGACCCACCGGGGUCAUUGUGGGUGCGAUGAUAGUGAGUUGCAUGUUCACCCUGUAGUUUGUCUUGAGGAUUUUUUCCCAGAUGUGGAGGUUUCUGAAGAGGCUGAGAAAGCUGUGGUGGAACUGGAAAAAGAGAUGUGGCAAAGAUUUUAUGGUACUGGGUUUUGGAGAAGUCCUUCUCAGAGAGAAGGAGAGUCACCCAGAAUUAAACAGCUGUAAAAGAAAAUUCUAUCUUUGCUGCUUGUUACUUGUUAUUGUAAAUCUGGGUGAAUAUAUGAUUCUUAUCCAAAAUGCUGUACUCCAUUUUUUGUCAUAAAUGGGGAAUGAUGUGGUGGUGGGAUUUUCUAUUGCUGGUCAUCAAUGAAACUAAAAUGCAAGAAUUUGAUGUCAUGAACAUGGAGAUCUUUCUAAUUAAAUGGUGUUCUAUAUAAUCAAGCUGAUGUAGAAUGGAGAAAAUCUGGAAAUGCAUGUAAAUGAGAUUGGGAUUGUUGACUAAUGCUGCUUGUUUUCGUUUUCUUGGAGAAAUCAACACAUUUUAUGGGCUUUAUGGAUAAUACAAUCAAUAUAUUAAGAUUGACUUGAAGGUGCUUUUUUUGAUAUUAUUUUCAAAA
Messenger RNA from Theobroma umbraticum, 1870 nucleotides. RefSeq lists its product as uncharacterized. NCBI's taxonomy places the organism in Eukaryota, Viridiplantae, Streptophyta, Magnoliopsida, Malvales, Malvaceae. The record is from RefSeq and is a predicted model, not a curated record.